Musca domestica (house fly) is the source of this 1274-nucleotide messenger RNA. RefSeq lists its product as uncharacterized. The transcript has 2 exons. Lineage: Eukaryota; Metazoa; Arthropoda; Insecta; Diptera; Muscidae. Bases 355 to 1005 code for a protein of 216 amino acids. The record is from RefSeq and is a predicted model, not a curated record.
CUAAGCUUAAACGAACGACAACCUAGAAAAAGUUAAGAAACCAAAAAAAAAAAAAAAAAAAAAACAAUUCAGAUCGUGAAAAAUAGAAACGGCUCGGAAGGUUUUGCAUGACUGAAAAAAAAAUUGUUCUCACAUUUUAGUUUCGAAUUAAGAAUUAAGAACAUCGAAAAACAAAGUGAUUUGGAACAGAAAAAAAUUAAAAAAAAAAAAAAUAAAACAUAAAAUAAAAUUGAAAAAUAUAAAAAAAAAACAAAUUGUUAUCGAAAAUAUUGAAAUUCGAAAAAUUUUAUUAAAAGUGAGAAAGAAUUUUUUUUUUGGCAAACUGAAAUAUCUGAAUCAGAAAAGAAAUACAAAAUGUGGAAAUAUUGUUUGUUAGUGUGUGUUGUAACGGUUUGUGGUGUUCACUCGUACGCUCCAAAUCCGGAGGGCUAUUAUCAUUAUCCCGCGCCACCAAAAACGCAACAAUUCAUACAACCCCAACCCAAGCCCCUGCAAUAUGCCCAAACGUAUCAAAAUCAAUACCAGCGAUCGUAUCAAACCCAACAAUCUCAAGUUCAACCGCUGUUUUUCCCGCAAGCCAACCAACAACAGCAGCAACAACAGGGUGCCUACAGUUAUUUUAACUCAGCAGCAGCAUCAUCGCCGUCGUCGUCUUCAAAGUCAUUGGCAUUCCCCAGCUCGGUUAUUAGUCAACAAUUUACCUCACCUGCCCUAGAUAAUGCCGCAUUCAAUAUGGCCUUAACCAGUCAAGGCUAUACAACCGGUGCAACAUCCGCUGCCCUCAAAAAGGCCCCCAGUGCAUUGGGCAGCAGCAGCAGCACAGCCUUGCUAGAGGCCACACCAUCCUCAUCGGGAAAAUCCCUGAAUGUAAAACUACCGCUGCCAUUCAACAUCACCCCCCUGAACAUAGCCCCACUGCCAUUGCAGGCUGGUGCCCCCUAUGCCAAGUUGCCCAAUGCCGUGACAUCCUAUGGCACCACAUAUCCCCAGAGGAGAAGGCGUUGAAUUGUCCAAUGCUGUCCGAAAACUACUAGGCUUAAUUUUUUCUCCCUUAGCAUAGAUUCUUGUCGCCUAUCGUACGCAACCCCCCUCUUCCCCACCUUUAAUUAGUUAAACUAAAUGAGAUUGAUUAUGUUAAGAGCCCAAAAAAAGAAAAAGAAACAAAAAAAAAAUUAAAACAAACAACAACAAAGAAUUAAAAUAAAAUACAAUCCGAAUAAUUUAAAUUUAAAACAAAAAUCGCAAAGAAUGAAUAUUUAUAAAUCACCAGACAA